Messenger RNA from Peromyscus leucopus (white-footed mouse), 1286 nucleotides. RefSeq names its product TBC1 domain family member 21 (gene Tbc1d21). NCBI's taxonomy places the organism in Eukaryota, Metazoa, Chordata, Mammalia, Rodentia, Cricetidae. The record is from RefSeq and is a predicted model, not a curated record. The transcript has 11 exons. Gene Ontology annotation, molecular function: GTPase activator activity. Gene Ontology annotation, biological process: activation of GTPase activity. Bases 42 to 1148 code for a protein of 368 amino acids.
UUCAAGUGGGGAAGCCAAGAGAGGCUCUGUUCCUUUAGGGAAUGCAAGGAAGAUCCCCUUCCCUGGCUCCCUCAGCAUCACUAGGGCUCCCCAGGAGAUCUGGACACAGGCAACUCCAAAGACAGCUGAAGGGAACCAUGACCACCCUUUCUCCGGAAAACAGCCUCUCUGCAAGGCAGUCAGCCACCUUCAUCCUGGAGAAGAGAAAACCCCCAAUUGACAAGACGGAAUGGGACAGCUUCUUCGAUGAGAAUGGUCACUUGGCCAAGUCUAGGGACUUCAUUUGUGUUAACAUCCUGGAAAGGGGCCUACACCCCUUCGUGAGGACGGAAGCCUGGAAAUUCCUCACAGGCUACUACUCAUGGCAGAGUUCCCGGGAUGAGCGGCUCAUGGUGGACAGCAACAGAAGGAGGAACUACAAAGCCUUGUGCCAGAUGUACGAGAAAAUCCAGCCCCUGCUGGAAAACUUGCAUGGGAACUUCACAGAGACUAGGAACAACAUCGCAUAUGACAUCCAGAGACUCUAUGACAAAGAUCCCCUGGGCAAUGUGCUUGUGGACAAGAAGAAACUGGAGAAGACCCUGCUGCUGAGUUAUGUCUGCAACACGAAGGCUGAGUACCAGCGAGGCUUCCAUGAGAUGGUGAUGCUCUUCCAGCUGAUGGUGGGGCACGAACAUGAGACCUUCUGGCUCUUCCAGUUCUUCCUGCAGAAAACAGAACACAGCUGUGUCAUCAACAUCGGGGUGGGCAAGAACCUGGACAUGCUUAACAGUGUGAUCACUUUGCUGGACCCUGAAUUUGCUGAACACCUCAAAGGGAAGGGCUCAGGAGCUGUACAGUCUCUCUUCCCCUGGUUCUGCCUCUGCUUCCAGCGUGCCUUCAAAUCCUUCGACGAUGUCUGGAGGCUCUGGGAGGUCUUGCUGACAGGGAAGCCCUGCAGGAAUUUCCAGGUGCUGGUGGCCUACAGCAUGCUACAGAUGGUGCGUGAGCAGGCCCUGGUGGAGAGCAUGAGCGGUGAUGCCAUCCUCCUGGCCUGCAACAGCCUCAUUGACCUUGAUGCUGAUGAGCUGAUCUCUGCUGCUUGCAUGGUUUAUGCCGAGCUCAUGCAAAAGGAGGUUCCUCAGCCAUUAAAGGAUUUCUUUCUCUGAGAACGCCAACACUCACAAUGGACACAUGCCCUCAAUGGACUGGAUGAAGGCAAUUCUUCAACCAUGCGGUCAGGGUCAAGUUCAAUGAGUAUUGGGAUGAGGGCAUAGACAAUACAACACAUGGAAACAGUCUUUGAA